Molecule: messenger RNA, 2832 nt
Organism: Dictyostelium discoideum AX4
Lineage: Eukaryota; Evosea; Eumycetozoa; Dictyosteliales; Dictyosteliaceae
Exons: 1
Coding region: 1-2832 (943 amino acids)
Source: RefSeq, a predicted model, not a curated record
AUGAAAAAAUCAACAGAAAUUGUUCUUGUAGAUAAUAACGUAAAUGGUGAUAACGUAAAAAUAAACAGUAAUAUAAAAGAAAAAAAGAAAAAAUCAAUGUCUUCAUUUUUUAAAAAAAAAUCAACAAGUUCUCCAAAUAUGGAUCAUUAUAUAGCACAACAUAACCAACAAAAAAUACAAGCUCAACAACAACAACAACAACAAAAUAAUAAUAAUAAUAAUAAUAAUAAUAAUAAUAUUAAUAUUAAUAUUAAUAAUAAUAAUAAUAAUAAUAAUAAUAAUAAUAAUAAUAAUUGUGAAAUAAAUAAUAAUAACGCCAAUAAUAACAACAAUAAUAUUACAAAUAAUAUUAAUAGUAGUAAUAAUAUAAGUAGUAAUAAUAAUAAUAAUAAUAUUAAUAUUAAUAAUAGUAAUAAUAAUAAUAAUAAUAAUAUUAAUAAUAAUAGUAGUAAUAUUAAUAUUAAUAAUAGUAAUAAUCAAACAGUAAUGGUAAAAGUUGAUACACCAACAUUAAAGAAAUCAGUGAAUAUGGCACCAUUAUCAUCAAGUGCAAUAAUAACAAGUAUUGUUCAAGACAAUGAUUCAACUACUAAUUCUAGUAGCGUUGUAACUAGUAAUACAAGUUCACCACAUACUCUAAGUGAUAAUGAAGAUGAAUGUGAUGAUUGCGCAACACCAUUAUCAGCUGCAACUUGUUCUCCUUUAUCAUCAUCACCAAACUCUGAAUCUGAAGAACUCUCUAAACGUUUACGUAGAAAAUCAAGAUCAUUAGAGAAAAUGAAGCAUCAAAUUGAUAAGGAUAAACAUAAUCAUUCUCAUAAUCAUUCUCAUCAUCAUCAUCAUCAACAACAACAACAACAACAACAACAACAACAACAACAACAACAACAACAACAACAACAACAACAACAACAACAACAACAACAACAACAACAACAAGAUGAACAGCAACAACCACCAAUACAUAGACAAUCAACUUCUUCCUCUACAUCAAAUGCAACUAAUAAUUCUGACUUAUCAAGUAUGAGUAGUGGUAUAAGUAGUGGUAAUAUUUUAAAUAAUAAUAAUAAUAAUAAUAAUAAUAAUAAUAAUAGCCAAACAACAACUAAUACAAAUAACAAUAAUAAUAAUAAUAAUAAUAACAAUAAUAAUAAUAAUAAUGGUCAAUUAAAUUCAUCAACAUCAAGUACAGUAUCAUCAAAUUCUUAUAAAUCAACAAUUUCAAUUAUUUCAAAACCAAGUUCAGAGAAAUCAUGGGACGUACCAUCUGAUUUUGAUAUUGUAAAGUGUAAAGAAAUGGCUGGUAAAGAUAUUGAAUUUAUUCUUUCAACCUUAAGUGCAAACCAAAAAACUUUAAACACAAUUACAACAACUACAACAACAACAACAACAACAACUACAACUACAACAACUACAACAACAACAAAUUCAACAUCAAAUUUAAAUUCACCAACAACUCCACCAAUAACACAAAAUGAUUCUAAUAAUAAUAAUAAUCAAGAAGAAAUUGAAAAAAUUGAAAAAAGAUUAAAAGCAAAACAUGAUAUAUUAGUAAUAAUGGAAAUUUUAAAACAAUUUAAUUUUGGAUUUGAUGUAAUGAGUGAAUCAGAAUUAGAAUCAAUGAUGAUUGAUGAAAUGGAGAAAAAAACAUUUUUAUUGGCAAAAAAGAUAUUAUAUUUAAAGAUGGAGAUUUUUAAAGCGAAUGUAUCAAUAAAGCGUACUUAUAUUUUGUAUUCAAUAAUAUCGAGCAUUUCAAAGUUUAUACAAAGCGGUAUUGUACCAACAGAGAUAAUGUCGAUUCCAUUAGAGAUGACAAUAACAAUGGGAUUAUCAACUGGUUUAUUACCACAUAUCAAUGGUCAAAUCUAUAAAAAAGGUUAUAUCACCAUAAAGAAGAGUAGAACCUUGGGUACUAAAUUCUCAUCGAAAUGGGUGGUAUUAUCACAUGGUGAACUAUUAAUUUACUCUAGUGAACGUGAAGAUCAACUUUUAAUUAGAAAACCAUUGAAUGAAACAACUCAAAUCUCUGUAAUUCAGUUACCUUCAAAAGAUGGCUUUUCAAAUGGUUUCACUAUCAAUUUCGAUGCAACUUUGAAUGGAAUUGGUGGUGGCGGUGUUAAUGGUAUCGGUGGUAAUGAAAUCACUGAAGAAUGGAGUUUAAGUACUGGUAGUCUAAGUUCAUUGAAUUUAAAUGGAGGAAGUGGUGGCGGCGGCGGCGUUGGCGGUGGUAGUAGUAGUGGUAGUGCAAUUAGCAAUAGUAAUAAAGUUAAAUCAAUAACCUUUUGUUUCGAAACCUCUGAAGAUAUGAUCGGUUGGAUAUUGGCUUUCGAUGGUGUUUCAAAUUCAAACUUUAAAUCUUCAAUGGACUUAUCCCUAAAGGAACAAUAUCUACAAUUGAAUAAAACAAAUCAUAAAGGUGGCUCCUUUAGAUAUGCAGACGAAGAAUGGAUCUAUUGUGAUGGUAAACUAACGAGCUCCUGUUGGGAUAAUGGUAAAAGUUUACACUAUCAAUGGGAUGGUUGCACUUUAACUCCAUCUCCAACCACUCAAGUCUCUUAUGGUAGAGGAAGAUGGAAUGGUGUUUGGUUAACUUGGUAUGGUGAUGACUCUAAAACUUCAAAAGAACCUUACUUAAAAUAUCUCUAUCAAUCACAACAAAAACAAUAUAUAGUUGAUAAUUUCCCAAUUAGAACUCAAUAUUCUUGGACUUUAUCUAGACAUUUUUUAGUUUCUUCCUCUGGUGGUGGUGGUGAAUGGAUCAUUGAAGGUGAUGUUCCUCCAGUUUUAGUAAUGUUAGUUCAAAUGAUGAAAUAUUAUAAAGUUGGAAAAUAA